CUCACGUAUUGAUCAAACAAUCUUCCACAAUAUUUGCAGCGAACGUUCUUGGACCCAGCCUGGUUUUUUGGACUACGUGAUUCAAUCCACGUGAGGUUUAGUGACCAACGUGCAUUUAUGAGUCGAAAUGAGAAUGUUCGAGUCCAUCCUUUCCUCAAUACCAAAGUAUCGUUCUUCAAUGGUAAAUGAGUUGGAUAUACCUGACGAUAUAACCGUGUCCCCGUACUGGACAGAGCCGGACUCUUUGACGGUCAGGAGCGACAGCAUACUGUCAUCUAACACUGACGAAUACGAGAUCAGUACAGUCAGCACCGACUCAAGCAUACCAUUGUCCAGAGCGAUGACUGACUCGGAGAUCGAUUACGAACUAUACAGACGGUACAAAAACAGAAGCUUCAGUGAUCCGUGGGCUGAGUUGAAGGCUGCAAAUGCUGCAUUUCCACCUAGAUAUCUAUCAUCGCUUUAUAGUUUUCAGCCAUCAUUAUCGUUGGAUACUUUAGCGGAAGCUGCGGAGGAGCGCGUCCGUCGCUACAACGAGGAGUUACAGCUGAAGAUGGAGAGGUUCUUCGACGAUGAAUGUCGGGUGUUCACUCCAGAUGACCCUGGAUUGUUGGCGUUGGAACGGGCAUUAGACAAUUUAGAUUUGAAGUUUCUGGAUUCAGAUUUGGACAGCAUCACGCCAUGAACGAGAAUUGAAAAAAAACAUAUCUAUUUCUCUUAUCAUAAGAUGUAGUGAAGAACAAAGUAAAUACUCGUAUUUUAGUGGAUUUCCUAGUUACAAGCUAUCAGACAAACCCGCCAGCCAUUACCGUUACUGUAACUCCUGUAUAGCUACUGUAAAAAUGACUAGGGGUAGUCGACAUUACAAAAAAAAUACGUAGAUGAUAUUCAUAUUUCUUUAUAAAUAUAUUUAUGGUAUUUAGUGGUAGAAAAUAAGUCUUUGCUCAUGUAUCUUCCAUUUAUUUCUCCUUCUUUAUUCUAUUGUUUAGGUUCUAUUACCUUAUUUUGUUUUUCCCUAUUACUUUCUCACUAUCUCGCACACAUCUAUGUUUCUCUUUCACGCAACGUUCCAAUUCAAGCAUUCGAAAUUUCUCAUUCGAUUUUUUAUCGU
Molecule: messenger RNA, 1111 nt
Organism: Achroia grisella
Lineage: Eukaryota; Metazoa; Arthropoda; Insecta; Lepidoptera; Pyralidae
Exons: 5
Coding region: 128-685 (185 amino acids)
Source: RefSeq, a predicted model, not a curated record